CUCAAAUUAUAGUCUGGCCAGAAUCACCUUGACGACAUUUGCCCAAUGACAGCACGCACGCAAAUUGAAGCGGCCAAUCAUAGCAUCCGGCAGUAAAACAGAAGCGCAUGUAAUUUCUGCUCCGCAUGCAACCUGAGAUGUUUUGUUUGUCUGCGUGAUAAAGUGGCAUAUGACACAGAUGGAUGAAAUGUUAUACUUGCCUUUACAACUAUAAAUGACUGUUCUAAAGCGAAUUGUGGAGGAUGAGCGAGGCGGAAGCCGGUGAUGGGUUUAUCAGGAUGGUGAAAUCAGGGGCUAAAAAUAUUUAAUGCGAUCCUGAGCUUUUUCUCCUGUGCUGCACAGGGACAAUUUCGGCGCAUCUUGUCCCAGAGCAACGCGCCUUCCUUCUCCCAUUCAAAGGACUCCCCUCUUCCGUAGCAGCAGCCCACAAUGGCCCUGGUAACCCUGCAGCGCUCUCCCACCCCCAGCGCAGCAUCCACCGCCAGUACCGCCACCACCAACGCGGGGGAGGAUUUUGGAACUGAUGAUGACCGGAGAGCAAAUCAGAGCCUCAGCGAGAGCUUCUUCAUGGUCAAAGGAGCUGCCCUCUUCCUGCAGCAGGGCACCAAUGCACUGGGACCCAAGACACCCACUCACCACAAACUCGCAGGUGACUUACCUCAACACCUGCAGGUCAUGAUUAACACCCUCCGCUCUGAGGACCGCAUUAAACUGGCUGUACGGUUAGAGAGUGGUUGGUCUGACCGUGUGCGGUACAUGGUUGUGGUCUACACCAGCGGUCGCCAGGACACAGAGGAGAAUAUCCUGCUAGGGAUGGACUUCACUGAUAAGGACAGUAAAAGCUGCUCUAUCGGGAUGGUGCUACCGCUAUGGAGCGAUACGAAGAUCCAUUUAGAUGGAGAUGGAGGAUUUAGUGUGACCACAGGAGGACGAUCACAUGUCUUCAAGCCUGUUUCUGUGCAGGCCAUGUGGUCUGCCCUGCAGAUCCUCCAUAAGGCAUGCGAAGUGUCUCGCAGGUACAACUACUUCCCAGGGGGCAUGGCCCUCACCUGGAUGGGCUACUAUGAGAGCUGUAUCACCUCAGAGCAGAGCUGCAUCAACGAGUGGAACGCUAUGACGGACCUGGAGACCACACGGCCUGACUCACCUGCCAUGUUCGUUGACCGGCCAACGGAGAGCGAGAGAACCGAGUGUGCAAUCAAAGCCAAACUACGCAGCAUCAUGAUGUUCCGGGACUUGGAGAAUGUCACUUCCAAGGAGAUCCGUGUGGAGCUGGAGCAGCAUAUGAGCUGUAACCUGAAGGAGUACAAAGAGUUCAUCGACAACGAGAUGCUGCUGAUCCUGGGUCAAAUGGAUAAAGCCACACUCAUCUUCGACCACCUCUACCUGGGCUCUGAGUGGAAUGCCUCCAAUCUAGAGGAACUACGGGAUUGUGGUGUGGGCUACAUCCUCAACGUGACCAGGGAGAUAGACAACUUCUUCCCGGGCACGUUCACCUACCACAACAUCCGGGUGUACGACGAGGAGGCCACAGACCUGCUGGCUCACUGGAACGAGACCUACAACUUCAUCGUCAGAGCCAAGAAGAACCACUCUAAGUGUCUGGUCCACUGUAAGAUGGGUGUGAGCCGGUCAGCCUCCACGGUCAUAGCGUAUGCCAUGAAGGAGUAUGGCUGGACUCUGGAGAAGGCUUACAACUUUGUGAAGCAGAAGAGGAGCAUCACUCGGCCCAACGCUGGCUUCAUGAGGCAGCUGGCCGAGUACGAGGGCAUCCUGGAUGCUAGUAAGCAGCGCCACAACAAGCUGUGGAGGCCCGAGGGAGGGGAGGACAACCCUGAUGAGGCGUCUGGCCAGUGUUGUGGUGGAGAGGAGACCCCCGUGGAGGGUGAGGCCUGGGGGGGAGAGGGCUGCGGAGCCUCCCCCUGCCGGGGCUUGGGCCUGGAGGUGGAGCCCUUGGACCCCCUCAACUACAACUACUACUUCAGACGGCUGUCGGACACGGCCCUAGACAGCGAGCCCUCCACCCCAGUGCGCGGUCCUCCCCUGCUGGGCAUGGAGAGGGUGUUUAUUGAGAUCGAGGAUGUGGAGAGGGACGCCCUUCUGGAGGACGAGGGCUUCCCCAUGGCCCAGCUGGCUCUGCCCGGGGAGGGCACCGCUGCCCAGACCUGUGGGGGCCGCCUGGAGCCCUUGGAGGACAUGAGGCUGAGGCUAGAGUUCAGCACGGUGGAGGAGGAGGAUGAGGAGGAGGCACAGAAGGAGGAGGCAGAGAUGGCCGCCCUGGCUUGGACUCCUGCAGGAGGAGAGGGAGCGAGGGAGGACGAAGAGAGGAAGGAGCAGGUCAACAUUAACCGCUUUAACAACGAGAACGCCAACAACAGUAACCGCCUGGCUGCCAAGCGCAGCUGCCCCGCUACCUUCGACGACAGUGCUAGCACAGGAAACCCUUACAAAGUGAAGCCCUCCUACCAGUCGUGUAAAGACUGCCUGCGUCUGCCACCAGGGCGGCGCUGUGAGCGCCCGGCAGGAGGCCGCACCCACCGCCUUAACCCCACACGCCACUGCGGGGUGGUCCCCACCAUCUCCAUAGACCCCCCUGACACCCACUUCACCAACACCCCUGCCCCCCACUCCCCUUGCACCCUCCCUGCCACCAUUGCCCGCCUGGAGGCCUACCGCCAGCGGCUGGUGUCGCCCAUGAGCUGCGAGGAGCUGCCUCGAGACAGACACUGCUCCCUGGAGACAGAGGACAUGGACGAGCUGCAGGAGGAUGAGGAGGAGGAGGAGGAAGAGCAGGAGCCAAGGCCAGGCAGGGAGGCUGGGACCGGAGCCAUCACGGAGCUCACAUUUAUGAAGCUCAGCCUGGGGGGGGAGAGGCCAGUGGGUCAGCCUCCUAGUGAGGGUGUGGAGUUGCAGCCUGCUGGGGUGGAGUUGGAGCCUCCUGGUGGUGAUGGAGUGGAGCUACAGAGGACAGGGCUGGAGCUGGGGAUGGGGCUGGUGAGGCAGAGAGCAGAGCAGCUGGAGAGGCUCUCAGGCCUGGCCAUGGAGGGUCUACUCUCAGGGGCUGGGCUGGCUGAGCAGAUGGACCUGAACUUGGCGGGGGAGGAAAUGGAGGUGGAGGGGGGUGUAGGGGUGCAUUCUGAAAUCCCCAUUCCAUCUACCAGCUGCACAGUCACAGCCGCAGACCCCCAGAUAAACACCACUCCGGUGUCGUACCCCCAGGGGUCCGCCCAGACCUGGACCCCCGUGUCCUCCCCCCACGGCUCCACCCUCACCCGGAGCUCCAGCAGCGACAGCCUCCACAGCAACCGCGGGGGACACCAAGGCCUGGUCCAGCAGCGCACCCAGGAGAUAGAGACCCGCAUGAGGCUCGCCGGCCUGACUGUCCCCUCCCUGCUCAAACGCUCCAGCUCCCUGGCCAAGCUGGGAGGCCUCACCUUCUCUACCGAGGACCUCUCAGACCUGGCUGACGAUCAGGCCCAGCUGUUCUCCACCGAGCCCCCAGCCUGCCCUCUCCACACCAGGGGGAGGGUUAGCCCUCUGAGCCCCCAUCCACCCCCAGGAGCUGACUGUGUUUCCAGUGUGUCUACUCCAGACAGGUUCCUUGUGUCUAAACCACCAGACAGUGUCAGAGCAGAGGGAGCAGGUUUGAAGGAGCAGGGAGAGGUUUGCCAGGUUUGCUAGAGGUGUCCUGGAGACAUGCCUGGAGAUUCCUUUCGGUCUCUCGAGACAUAUUAGCAGCACAUUAGCUGGAAGAAAGAAAAAUAACAAAAUAAUUCCUAUUAUACAUACAUGUACUCUGUUUAUCAAUCCAAAUAAGAGAUACUAUUUGAGAAGGUACUCUCAAAGGAGCUCAAUGAAUGUGUGCAACUGAGCCUCUGUUUUGAUUCAUUCAACAUCUCCUCAUGUGCCCCUGAACAGACUGACUGUUGAAUAUUGAAUCCUCACUCACUGUAUUUUCCUCUCCCGUUUUUGUGUCGCAGAAUAACAACUUCAUCAUAUGAGCAUCUUCCUGCCUCUUCAAGCAAAGCAGUGUACCUCAGUCGGAACACAAGCAUCUCAAUAAUAUUUUGGUCCAUGACUGUUUUUGUUGACUUGCCUCUCUUCUCAUAGACUGGCUCAACCAGCCCUCCUCCAUUGAGGUACUUCAUGGAAUAAUGUCUUGAAAAGUGGUCAAUAUUCUAUUCAUGACAGUCUAGUGUUACACAACGUGUCCUCGUCGUCGCGGCUACAGCCUCUUGAGCAUGCUAGGGAUGAUGGGAAGAAAUAUUGACGAAAUCCUUUUUUCCAUUCUCUCCUGGAUUCCUUUGUUUCUUUUGAGGCAGUUUAGAGGGAGCAUAUAAACGUUGGAUUUGUUUCACCACUGCUGUGCAAUGGCAAUAGGUACAGUAGUUCAAUGAUCUGAUUGAGAACUCAUCAUCAUCCUUGUAUGGUUUGAGAGGAUUUGUGGGCAACUGAAAGAGUUGAAAUUGUUUUGGGAUUGGAUUUCACAACGCUGUAUUACUCUACUUUACCACUGAUAGUCCACUGUCCUCUCCUCUCCAGACCAGCUGUAGUCAAAGCCAUACUAUGUCUGACACCAUGCUUUUCUUCCUCCAUCUCUGCAUCAAUCUCAAAAGGCAAUCACAUACAGUAGGUUCAAGUUUUUCUGACAACAUUGAUCUUUUAUUUAUUCUCCUCCCCUCCCUAUUCACACACGUUUGUGCUACUGCACAGUAGAUGUAGGAGCUUUGUGAAACCGGCUUUAAUCAACUGUCAUUGUGCCAGAGCAACAUUGGACUACCUUUAUUUGUACUGUAAAAAAAAAAAAAACGGAAUCGUUGCCAUACAUUGAA
Molecule: messenger RNA, 4832 nt
Organism: Coregonus clupeaformis (lake whitefish)
Lineage: Eukaryota; Metazoa; Chordata; Actinopteri; Salmoniformes; Salmonidae
Product: protein phosphatase Slingshot homolog 1
Exons: 15
Coding region: 430-3681 (1083 amino acids)
Biological process (GO): negative regulation of actin filament polymerization; actin cytoskeleton organization; protein dephosphorylation
Cellular component (GO): cytoplasm
Molecular function (GO): protein tyrosine/serine/threonine phosphatase activity; actin binding
Source: RefSeq, a predicted model, not a curated record